Molecule: messenger RNA, 2662 nt
Organism: Thrips palmi
Lineage: Eukaryota; Metazoa; Arthropoda; Insecta; Thysanoptera; Thripidae
Gene: Atu
Product: another transcription unit protein
Exons: 10
Coding region: 127-2343 (738 amino acids)
Biological process (GO): positive regulation of transcription elongation by RNA polymerase II; transcription elongation by RNA polymerase II
Cellular component (GO): Cdc73/Paf1 complex; nucleus
Molecular function (GO): RNA polymerase II C-terminal domain phosphoserine binding
Source: RefSeq, a predicted model, not a curated record
CGACUCGACUGUCGUCUGUUCCCUGUUUUCCUCAUGGCGGAAGAAAACAAACGAAGCCAUUGACAACCAAGCUGCCCUGCCAAGCUUAUUUUCUUGGACUAGGACGCCUUAUUUUUGCGACUCACCAUGCCGUCUCGCAUCCGGCAUGGGAUCGAAAGCGAUGCCGCCUCAGGUUCUGGCUCAGACUCGGAGUCUGGAGGCUCAUCUGGUUCAAGUCGCAGCAGCAGUCGUAACUCAGCUCCUGGUUCUCGGAGAGGUUCACCUGUAGGCUCUCCUGGGGGCUCACCUCGUUCUGGCCCAGGAUCUCCUCAGUCGAAAAGAUCUGGCAGUCCUGGCUCACGAGGAUCUGGAAGCCGUGCAUCGAGGAGAUCAGGCAGUGCUGCCUCAAACAGAUCUGGCAGUGCAGGCUCUCGCAGAUCAGGAAGUGCUGGAUCCCACAAAUCUGGCAGCCCUGCGUCCCGUAGAUCUGCCACUCCUGGCUCUCGGCGAACUGGGAGUGCAGCUUCCAACAGAUCUGGAAGUGCUGCCUCUAACAGAUCUGGAAGUGCUGGCUCGCACAGGUCAGGAAGUCCUGCAUCUCGCAAAUCUGGCAGUCCUGCUUCUCGAAGAUCUGGCACUCCAACAUCUCCAAGAUCGGGAAGCCGUGCCUCACGAAAAUCGGGAAGUGCUGCAUCCGGCCGAUCUGGGAGUGGGUCAAGGCAUUCCGGUAGCCCUGCUGGCUCUCAUCGCUCAGGCUCCAGAAGCAGGUCUGGCAGUAGGUCGAAAAGUAGGAGUAGAAGCAGAAGCAGGAGUUCCGCCAAAAGCGCUAGAGCAAGCCGGAGCAGGAGCAGAAGUGGGAGUGCCAGGAGUAAAAGUGGCAGCAGGAGUGGCAGUAGAAGCCGGAGUGGCAGCAGGAGUAGAAGUGGCAGCCGCUCUAGAAGCCGGAGUAAAAGUGGCAGUCGCAAAAGUGGCAGUCGAAGUAGAAGCGGUUCACCUGCCAAAUCUGGAGGACGCCGCUCUGGAAGUGAGUCAGAUGCGGGAAGUGAAGUUGGAGGGAAAAGAAAAAGGGCGGUUCUCAGUGAUAGUGGAUCGGAUGGCGAAUUAAAGAAACAGCCUCGUAAAAAAGUUGUUGUUGGAUCUGAUAGUGAAGAUGAAGGGAAAGAUGGUCAGGCAAAUGUUGAUGCUGAAGCCCUCUUUGGAGAUGCUGAUGACAUCAGUGAUGAUGAUGAUGAUGAUGAAAAGAAAUCAGUGAAAGCCUCUGAUGAUGAAGGUGGUAGACAAAGCCGUAUGAGUGAAGGUAGUUAUCAUAGCCCCCGCCGAGGAUCAGAUGAUGAACCAGAAGAAAGAAGGCCCAUGCCAGGGGAGGGUCCUGAGGAAGAAGAAAAAGAUGAACCGCCACCAGAAACUAUUAUUGAUGUGGAAAUCCCUCGUGUUGGCUGUGAUUUGGGUAGAGAAAUUAAUUUUGUUAAGCUGCCGAAUUUCCUUUCUGUGGAGACUAGGCCCUUUGAUCAUGAGACCUAUGAAGACGAAAUUGAUGAGGAGGAAACUUUGGAUGAGGAAGGUAGAGCCAGGCUUAAACUUAAAGUUGAAAACACAAUACGCUGGAGAACAGAAUUUGACAAAGAUGGCAAUGCAAUCAAAGAAAGUAAUGCUAGAUAUAUUAAAUGGAGUGACGGUAGUUUGUCUCUUCACUUAGGCUCUGAAAUCUUUGAUGUCUACAAACAACCCCUGCAGGGGGAUCAUAACCAUCUUUACAUUCGACAAGGUACUGGUUUACAAGGACAGGCUGUUUUCCGCACCAAGCUUACCUUUAGGCCGCACUCAACAGAUUCCUUUACUCACAAGAAGAUGACCUUGUCCUUGGCUGAUCGAUCAACCAAAACAAGCGGAAUCAAAAUUAUGGGGGUUGUUGGAGCAGACCCAGACAUUAACAGAUUUGAGAAGAUUAAGAAAGAGGAAGAGAGACUGCGUGCUUCAUUGCGCCGAGAAAGCAAACAAAAACGCAUGCGAGAGCGAGGAGCCAACAGAGGCCUAUCGUCCAGCUACUUGGAGCCUGACAGGGAAGGUGAAGAUGUUUCAGAUGAUGAAGGGGCCAUCUCACUGGCAGCUAUCAAAAAUAGGUACAAGCCUGGAGCCAAAGGAGCCAAAAAUGACCGUCCCAACAUUUAUUCCUCAGAAGAAGAUGAGGGUUCUGAUCUGGAGCUACGCAGAAGUAAGAAGGACAAAUCAAAGCAAGCUUUGAAAGACUCCGAUGAAGAAAGUGAAGCGUCUGGAAAAUCUCCAGCUGCAUCUGCCUCCGGCUCAGGUUCAGGCUCGGGUAGCGGCAGUGGUUCUGGAAGUGGCAGUGGCAGUGAUAACGAAUAAUCAUGGAAAUUAUGACAGUCAAUCAAUUUGUUUUUAUGUAAAUAUGUAUGAAAAAUUAUUAUGAACAGAAAAGAAAAUCAUGUUCUGCGUCUUAUCAUGCAUUGUCCAAUGCAUUUGAAUCAUUUUUUCUUGUACAAAUGUUAACUUCUAGUGACUGAGUGUACAGUAUUCUUUCAUCACUGUUGUAUACCAUUCUAGUAUCAGUAGAAUGAGCAAUGUGUUUUAUGCAUGCCACACUGCUCCAUUUUAUGGUCAGAUUUGUUUCCACUGGUAUUCAUUUAUACUGAUUCACUGAAAGAAUAGAGACUUUAAAUGCCAA